AUGUCCUUCUCAACCCCACAAAGUUUUAUGGCUCCAAAAUCCGCGACCGUGACACACCCUUCUCUUCAUAUCCGGGACGCGAACGACGCUCAUAUCAUUCUAGAGGCCGUGAGAUUGGGCAUUCUGCCUCUAAUAACCCGGCGCCUUCUCGUGAAUGAAAGGGAUGAACUCCGUAGCGGUCAGGUCUACGUUUGGGAGGAGGCUCAAGACGAUGGUGGACUUUUGCGAUGGACAGAUGGAAGGAGAUGGUCGCAAAGUCGGAUGCGAGGUGACUACCUCUUUUACGAGGAAAAAAUAGAAACAACCCAGGAGGAGCGCGAUGCAAAAGCUGCUAGGCGCGCCCAACGAGCUUCAGACCCUAAUGCAUUUAUCUCACCUCCAUUGAGACGGAAAGAUCGGCCCUCAAAGCCAAAUGGACUUACAAAACAGACCUAUUCCGUAACCGUAACAUUUCCUGGAUCAAGUGAAACCCGAAAGUGGCACGUUGUCGCGUAUUUUUCCGGAAAUGACUACUUGCGGUUACCGGUCAUCGAGGAUUAUGAUUACCUCAGGAAUAUACGCAAAUCAACUGGAAUUUUCUUUAGGAACCGAAUUAUUUGCCCAAGAAAAGACGGUGCUUCAUACCAUUCAGAUGAUAGCGACAUGCACGAUGUGGCGAACUCGUUACCUCCACCGAUACACAAUUCGCACCCUUAUCCCUUAGCACCGUUGCCCAACAUCAACCUUGCAUCACGCUUCCAUAUCCCUCCCCCAAUUCGGAUCUCUCUACCCCCCAUCUCAGCUUUGGGGCCACAAGGGUGCAGGCCUUUCCUGCCACCUCCUCACAAUGCCCAUGCAUCUCGUCAAAUGCAAUAUACGCCUCUUUGUCCGGAGGAUCGCCGUGUCUUGGAGAAAUUCAAAGUCAUCUUGUGA
Messenger RNA from Laccaria bicolor S238N-H82, 912 nucleotides. RefSeq lists its product as uncharacterized. Lineage: Eukaryota; Fungi; Basidiomycota; Agaricomycetes; Agaricales; Hydnangiaceae. Gene Ontology annotation, molecular function: DNA binding. The record is from RefSeq and is a predicted model, not a curated record. The coding region runs from base 1 to 912 and encodes 303 amino acids. The transcript is spliced from 5 exons.